Messenger RNA from Onthophagus taurus, 1332 nucleotides. Its product is annotated as annexin B10. Gene Ontology annotation, molecular function: calcium ion binding; phosphatidylserine binding; calcium-dependent phospholipid binding. NCBI's taxonomy places the organism in Eukaryota, Metazoa, Arthropoda, Insecta, Coleoptera, Scarabaeidae. Gene Ontology annotation, cellular component: plasma membrane; vesicle membrane; nucleus. The record is from RefSeq and is a predicted model, not a curated record.
GGAAAAUUACUCUGUAGAAAUACGGCGUCCUGCUGUCCAGUUUGGGUGUUUCCUUUGCUAAAAGUACAACGAACUUUUGCAACCAGUUACUCCUUACACUAUCCACAUAAUAAACGACAAUAGUUUUUAACCGUUCUGAAAAUGGCAACAAUAACGGCAAAAUCAAAUUUUAACGUCGCCGAAGAUGCAACAACAUUAAGAGAAGCCAUGAAGGGUUUCGGAACUGAUGAAGAUAUAAUUAUUGAUAUUUUAACCACUAGAAGUAAUAAUCAACGCCAAGCUAUCGCUAAUUAUUUUAAAAAUGAUUUGGAAAGGGAUUUAAUCGAUGAUUUAAAAAGUGAACUUGGCGGUCAUUUUGAAGACGUCAUAGUCGCUCUAAUAAUGCCACCUACCGAAUAUUUAUGUCGUGAACUUAAUCGAGCUAUGGAUGGGGCAGGAACGGAUGAAGAAACUUUAAUUGAGAUUAUUUGCAGUAGAGAAAAUGGGGAGAUUUGUAAAAUUGUUGAUACAUACGAAAGCGUCUAUGAACGUCCUCUUACUGAACAUAUGUGCAGUGAAACCGGCGGUGAAUUGCGAAGACUCUUAACGUUGAUCUUAACGGGAACUCGUGAUGAUUCGAAAAUAAUCAAUGCGGAAGAGGCAAAAGAAAAAGCACAAGCUUUGUACGAAGCCGGCGAAGGUCGUUGGGGUACUCACGAAAGUACUUUUUCAGCGAUUUUGGCGCACGAAAAUUUCAAACAGCUUAGAUUAAUUUUUGAUGAGUAUAAAAAUAUUUCUGGAAAUACCAUCGAACAAGCGCUUAAACACGAAUUAGAUGGAGAUUAUUUGGAUGCUUUGUUAACAAUAGUUGAAUGUAUUCAAAGUCCACCGGCUUAUUUCGCUCAAAGACUGUACAAAGCAAUGCAUGGUUUAGGUACUGAUGAUAAAACUUUGAUUAGAAUAAUUGUGAGUCGAUCAGAAAUCGAUUUGGAGCAAAUCAAAGAAGAAUUUGAGAGGCAAUACAAUAAAACUUUAACUAGCUACGUUGAGCAGGGCGAAACGGGUGGUGAUUAUAAAAAAGCGUUAUUAGCUAUUAUUAAGUAAAGAAAUAUAUUUUAAAAGAAAAGCAACAAUAUAAAAAAGCUUCCUUUUAUAAAAAGUGUUUUAAAAAAUUCCAAAAACAAAUUUGAUGUCAAUUAGUUGAAAUUAAUUUUCAUUGUUUAAAUAUUUAAAACACUUUAUACGUAUAUUUAAAUAUAUAUUUUUGCAAUGGAUACGCUUUUGUAGUUGUUAACGUCUAUAAUCUAUUUAUUAUUAGAAUCUGAAAUAAAAAAAAAUUGGUCCAAAGUGAAA